AUGCCAAACACGUCGCGCCAGGACGACAAGGACCGGUCGGCGAGGGCGCAGGAACAAGAGUUCAAACGCGCGCGCGGUGCCAUAUCUUGCGCAGAAUGCCGCCGCCUCAAGCUCAAGUGCGACAAGACCGUCCCCUGCUCGUCGUGCAAGCGCCGCGGCUGCUCCUCCAUCUGCCCCAACGGCAGCCUCACCACCGGCCAGGGCACCAGAUUCAUCCUCGCAGACACCGACCGGCUGCACCGCAAGAUCGCCGAGAUGAGCGACCGCAUCCGCCAGCUCGAAGACGCGCUCGCGAUCCUCCAGUCCAGCGUCACGCGCGACCUGCACCCGCUGCUCGUGCAGGACCUGCUCAAGAUCAAGUCCGGCCUCGAGCUGCACUCGGCGGCGCACCUCCAGGGGCGCGCGGCACACAGCGACGACGCCGGCGAGCAGGGCGACGAGGAGUCGCAGUACAUUGACGCGUUCGGGACGCUGGCCGUGCGCGACGACGGCGCGGCGAUGUUCUACGGACGCUCAGCGGGGUCAGAGCAGAAGCCCAUGGCGAUUGCUGGCAAGGGCGGCGCCACUGGCGAAUGGUAUUUCUUCACGCAUAGAGGCGAGAACAAAUUUCACAGCGCAACUACAGACCGAAAGACGAUAGCAGUGACCCGCUUCCCCGGGGCUUUCUCCUUGUCUUUGUGUAUCCCAGCUUCCUCUGCCUCGCUGAGGGUACAACACCCUUCCGAAGAGAGUCUGAGCCACGCCUGA
Molecule: messenger RNA, 747 nt
Organism: Postia placenta MAD-698-R-SB12
Lineage: Eukaryota; Fungi; Basidiomycota; Agaricomycetes; Polyporales; Adustoporiaceae
Exons: 3
Coding region: 1-747 (248 amino acids)
Biological process (GO): regulation of DNA-templated transcription
Molecular function (GO): DNA-binding transcription factor activity, RNA polymerase II-specific; zinc ion binding
Source: RefSeq, a predicted model, not a curated record